Pelobates cultripes (western spadefoot toad) is the source of this 168-nucleotide messenger RNA. The record is from the annotation of a GenBank genome assembly. NCBI's taxonomy places the organism in Eukaryota, Metazoa, Chordata, Amphibia, Anura, Pelobatidae.
GAAUCCCUUAGCUGCCGUCUGGUCUUCGUGAUGAUGCAAUACUGCGUGGCGGCCAAUUACUACUGGCUCCUGGUGGAGGGCAUCUAUCUGCACACACUGCUUGUCGUCUCGGUCUUUUCAGAACAGAGACUUUUUAGAUUUUAUCUGUGCAUUGGGUGGGGUGAGUAA